AUGGAAGAUGAUCGUAUCUCAAUAGACAGUGACUACAUUCCAGAGCCUGGUUACAGGCCACAAAUGCCCAAAAGACCCCAGAAGAAACCAUCUUUAUCACAGUUGAUGGUGACUCGAUCCAAAUCACCUUUAAAAUUAGCAGAGCUACAAGCACAACCAACUACAGGAGUAUCUAUGGAAAAUGUGGGUCAAGAGGAGAAUGAACUGGAUACAGAUCGCAUAUACAACACUUUGAAUCAUUAUGGAUCAUAUCAUGAUUCAAGUAAUGAUCAAUCAACAAUAAGGACGACACCAACUUUAACAGUUUAUAGUGAAGAUGAUGAUCUUGCUAAUACUUUGGGAGAAAUCAUUAGUCAACGCUCCACGGACUUGAAAGAUAAUUUUGAUCAUGAAGAACAACAAGAAAAAUUAAAAGGUGCCAAACAAUUCUUUAUAUUAUCAGCUGCUGGUAAACCAAUUUAUUCAAUGAGUAGUGAUGCAGAUCAUAAUGAUGAUGAUUUUGUAAACUAUAAUGGUAUUAUACAGACCAUUGUUAGUUCAUUUUUGGUUUCAGGCUCAAGCUUAAAAUCAUUUGUUACAGAAAGUACAAGAUUUACAUUUUUAAAUCAAUCACCAAUAAUACUACUGGCAAUUUCCAAGAUUGGUGAAUCUGAAUCUGAAUUGAUGAAUCAAUUGGACCUUCUUUAUAGUUUCUUAUUAUCAGCUUUAAGCAAACCACAUAUUAUGAGGUCAUUUGAAAAUAAAGAAGGUUUUGAUCUAAGGAAACAUUUAGGACGUGCAGAUCUUUCAGGUUUAAAUUUAUUAACAAAAGAGAUUAUUGAUUUCAAUCCAGGAUUACUAGUUGGUGCAUUACAAAGUAUUAAAUUAAAAAAAUCAAUAAGAGAUAAAUCAAGAAGUAUAAUGUUGAAUAAAAGAUCCAAAAAUGUACUUUAUGGAAUGUUGGUUGCCCCUGGUGGGAAAUUGAUUAAUGUCUUGAGACCUAAAAGUCAUACAUUACAUACAACAGAUUUACAAAUUUUAUUUUCUAUAGUGUUUAAUCAGGCAAAAAACCAUUCAGAAGAUGAAGAGCUCUGGCUGCCAAUAUGUUUUUCUAAGUUUAAUCCUAAUGGAUUUUUAUAUGCAUUCGUUAAAUUUGUUGAUCAAGUUGCACUUAUAUUAAUUAGUGCUGAUAGAAAUUGUUUUUUCGAGUUGAGUGAAACUUCCAAAAAAAUCAUUGAAGAUUUUAAAAAACAUCAAAUCAUGAAACAAAUUAAUGAAUCAUUACAUCAUGGAUUAUCUACCAUAGAUAUACCUGCUCCAUUAAUUUAUCAUUUCAUAUACAAAUCUAAAAAGCAUUUACAAUAUGUGAUGCCAACAUCAACAAAUGUUACAACAUUACAACGAUAUUACCUAAGAUUAUAUUCAAGCAUUGAUAGAGAUGCUAAAAUUAGUGUAUCUUUCAUAAAAUGGGAUAAUGAAGGGAAAGAUUCAAAUAGUUCAAUAGCUGGACUUGGUUGGGUUUCACCAAAUUAUGAAGUUUAUUUAAUCACCGGAAGUAUAACGAAAAGAGAAGUUUUGGUGAAUAGUGCAAAGAGUAUAGUCAAUUGGUGUAAGCGAUACCAGGAACGAUUAUUUGUCUGCGAAGGAGCAGUUUUUUAA
Molecule: messenger RNA, 1638 nt
Organism: Hansenula ciferrii
Lineage: Eukaryota; Fungi; Ascomycota; Saccharomycetes; Phaffomycetales; Wickerhamomycetaceae
Gene: MON1
Product: guanine nucleotide exchange factor MON1
Exons: 1
Coding region: 1-1638 (545 amino acids)
Biological process (GO): vesicle-mediated transport; protein targeting to vacuole
Cellular component (GO): fungal-type vacuole membrane; Mon1-Ccz1 complex
Source: RefSeq, a predicted model, not a curated record